AGCACGGGUCACCUGUAGGACUGCUUGUCAGAGGUACACCCAGGAACACAGCUGAUGCACUGGAAUGGUGUCUGCAGACAGGUGGUGUCCAUGAGAGGUAUGCAAGCCUUCAGGGUACCAGAGGUCCACAGAGUAGUUGGUUCAAAGCCAAGGUCAGAUGCCAGGUCGACAUUGGAGCAGACAUAGUCAAUAGAUAGCUGGGGUCAUGCACAGGAGAACAAGUGAGAAUAUCUAUUAGUCAAACCGAGGUCAGAUCAGGAGAGCAGGUGAGAACAUCUAUUAG
Molecule: messenger RNA, 283 nt
Organism: Staurois parvus
Lineage: Eukaryota; Metazoa; Chordata; Amphibia; Anura; Ranidae
Source: the annotation of a GenBank genome assembly